AUGACACAUCUUGAAUUUCUACGUCGAAUUGAAACAGCUGUUCUAUCAUGUGUAUCGUCAGAUCCAAUACAUCGCCAACAAGCAUACAAAUUUGUCGAAGAAAUUAAAUCAAAUCCAAUACAGUCAAUAUCAAUUGGUUUUGAAUUUUUCAAUAAAAAUCAAUUGUUCGAUCCAUUGGUUAAACAUUUCGGUCUACAAUGUAUUGAGGAAACAAUAAAAUAUAAAUGGACAUCACUUGAUUCACAAUUGAAAUUAUCAAUUAAAGAACGUUUAUGGUUACUGAUGACUGAACAUGAUCAAUUACCUGUUCAUCUUAAAACCAUUUUAGUUCGAUGUGUUUGUGAAAUCGCAAAACGUGAAUGGCCUCAACAAUGGCCAUUGUUUCUCGAUGAACUUGUUGCAUUAUCAAAAUUAAAAACAAAUGAUUAUUCAUUAUUAAUAUUAGCUUAUCUUAUUGAAGAUGUUAUUGUUCUUCAAACAUUAAAUUCAAUACGUAAACGAGAUAUUCAAACAACAUUAUUACAACAUGGAAAUAAACUUGUUGAAUUUAUUGAAUAUUUUCUUGAUUUACCAAAUACAAUAUCAAGUUCAUUAUAUGCAUUAACAAUGUUUGCAACAUUUCUUCCAAUUGAUUUAUUUUUCACAACAAAAAUUAUUCAUAAAAUUGUUCUCUUACUUAAUUCACCAAUACAUCGAAUGAAAGCAGCAGAAUUCUUAAGUGUUAUUUCAGAUCGUCGUGGUAAAUAUGAAGAACGCUUACCAUUGUUACAGCUUUUUUUAUAUUUAUUUCAAAAUGGUUCACAUUAUAAUGAUGUAUAUUCAACUGUUGACAUUAAACAAUCCAAUGAUAUGUACGAUUUUAUGAAACAAUAUGCAAUGGUCAUUACAGCAUUAUGUGAUCAAUUAUGUUACUUGUGUGGUGGUGAAGGUUUAAAUAAAAAGGCUCCGCUGCCUGAACAAUGUUCAAACGGUAUAUUCUUACAAUUAUUAUUAGCAUUAAUGCAACAUCCAAGUAUUUAUAUAGCAUUAUAUGGUUAUCAAAUGUGGUUACAAUUAGUUAGAGCUAAUAUAAUUCAAGAGAAUGAUUAUCAAAAUAUUUUACCUCUUAUUUUUCGAGCUUUAUGUCAUUCGUUGGUGAAACAACCAUAUAAGAAAACUAAUGAUGGACAAGACGUAGCAUUAUCUUACAUUCAUCAUGAUUUUGAAGAUGAACCUGAUUAUCAAAAAUUUAUUGGUAAAAAUCGUGCUAUUCUCAUUCGAUCAAUUAACAUUAUAUGUAACACAAGUGAACAUUUAUCUAUAGCAAUACGUAUUGGUUUUGAUUAUGCUGAUUAUUGUUUUCAAUCAGUCAAUAUUCAAAAUCUUCUUCUUUUCGAGUCACUUGUUUCCUAUUGGCAAAUCAUUGAAAAACACUUACGAUUAUUAUUAAAACCUUUAGAACCAUUUAAUAAUAGAAAAUUACUUUCUAGUACAGAUGAAUUAUCUUUUUGUCAACGUGGUCAAGCAUUAAUUGAAAAAUUAUUAUCAAUCAAUAAUGAUAAUAAUCUGGAAUUUCUUGCUUAUUCAUUACGUUUAUUAACAAAUUUAUACGUGUUUACUCGUGGUGAAAAUACAUGGACACAACGUAUACUUGAACAUCUAUUUCGUACAAUAACAACUGAACGACAAAUGGUACCAAAAUCGAAUCCAUUACAAAAACAAGCAAGCUGUUUAAUUGAUCUUUGUUUAAAUUAUGGUCAUACAAUAGUUAUAUAUUUUAAUGAUUUGUUUAAAGUAACACAGGAUUUAGUUCGACAACAAACAUCGAUGGAACAACAAACUAAACUUGCUGGUUGGCAAUGGAGUAUAUUAGUCGAAUGUUUAGCUAUACUAUUGAAUCAUUUUGAAUCAUUUGAACAAAAAGCUAUUUUUAUUAAUGAACUUGUGCAACCUUUUGCACAAAUAUUAAGUAAAUUUGAUUUACAUGUGAAUGAUUUACGAAGCUUUAUUGAUUACAUUGGACUAAAACCAACACCUGAUGCAAUAUCAGCUAGUAAUCAACGUCUCAUUUUUCUCAGUAUUCAUAUUCUUUGUGGUCUUUUACGUCGUAUAACGCUUCCAACUGAUCCUACCAUAUGUUCCAACGGUGGUUAUCAAGAAACUUUCGAUGGAAUUGUAUACAUUCGCAAUCCAGCUGCACCUAGUUUUAUUCAACUAACUCAUUGUUUUUUUAAACUAUUAACUUAUUGUCAUGCAUUACAUUCACCUGAUUCUCCAUUAUCAAAAUCAUCAUUGUCAUUUCUAUCGACAAUGACCGAUGCCGAUAAAGCAGUUUACCUGCAACAACAAGAUAAUAAUGAGGAUGCCAAUAUAUUAUCAACAACUCAAACAAAUUCGCCAAUCUUAUCUACAAAUGAUCGUCGUUUACAUAAUCGUUUUUCAUCAUUUCUUGAUCGAUUGGAAAUUUUAAUUGGAACCUAUUUAACAUUGAAACCUGAUUUAUAUAAAUUAAAAGAUUCAUUAAAUAUCAUUGGUACAACAUUAUUUUCCUCGCUCGAGUAUAUACCUGACUUUCGUUUACAAAAUAUCGUGCGUUAUUGUUUUUUACCAUUUGUUCGACAUUGUCCUAUGUCUACAAUUAUGAUUCCUAUAUUUGAAUCUUUACUUCCAUUUAUGUAUACAAAAUUAAAGGAUAAAUGGAAAAUUAUUACUGAAAGACAAAGUAUAAAAGUUACUAAUGGAAAUAUUCAUGAGAGUAAUGAUAAUCUAUAUCAAACACAAGAACGAUGUGAAGAAGAAGUAAUCGAAGAACAGGUAACAUGCUAUUUAACUCGUGAUUUUAUUGGUGUCAUCAAAAAUCUAUUAAUACGUCAACACAACAAUAGUGAUAAUCUAGGUCAAUUGAGCAAUGGAAAUGAUAUUGACGAAACAAGUAUGGAUGAGAUAAUGAUCACUACCGAUGAACAAUCACGUAAACCAUCAGGACAAACUCGUUAUCACCAGAUGCCAAGUGAUUUUGCUCUAAAAGUUCUACAAGAUUCGCCAAUAAUUUGUCAGUAUUGCUUAUUAAUUCUUUUCGAUGGACUUUCAUGGCCAGAUACAUCAUCAGUAACAAAAAUGGCACAAAUAUGUCAAGCAUUAGUCAAGCACCUGUCUAUAUUAAUCAAUGGUAAUAAUGAUUUUUUAAGACAACUUUAUAUUUAUAUAUUAUGUGCACUUAAAAUUCAUGGUGACAAUGAACCCAUUGCUUGUACAUUACUUUCGUUAGCUACAUUGAUGUAUGAUACAUUUCAACAAACAUCAUCGAAUCUAUUUGAUAGUGUUCAUAUGGAAAUACCUGAUGUUACAAAUGAACAAGUAAAUAAUUAUCGUGAUAAAAUGUUACGACAAGUCAGUGGUAAACCAUUAAGUGAUAAACAAAAACGAGAUAUUCUAAAACAAUUAGUACAACCAUUAAUGGGUCAAAAUGUUGCACAAAUGUUUAAACGUGAACCAUUAGCUCUCAAUAAUUUACCACCAUUAAUACGGUUUUCAAAACGCUCACUUCAUCCAGUUUUACAACAUCAUCAACAAUCAAAUGUAGAUAAUGAAGAUGAUCAUGGUUUAGCCAAUUUAUUUCAACAUACGGAUGACUAG
Rotaria socialis is the source of this 3615-nucleotide messenger RNA. NCBI's taxonomy places the organism in Eukaryota, Metazoa, Rotifera, Eurotatoria, Philodinida, Philodinidae. The record is from the annotation of a GenBank genome assembly.